Molecule: messenger RNA, 1318 nt
Organism: Mercurialis annua (annual mercury)
Lineage: Eukaryota; Viridiplantae; Streptophyta; Magnoliopsida; Malpighiales; Euphorbiaceae
Product: F-box/kelch-repeat protein At1g57790-like
Exons: 2
Coding region: 109-1278 (389 amino acids)
Molecular function (GO): protein binding
Source: RefSeq, a predicted model, not a curated record
GAAGGAACAGAAGGCUUGGGCAAGCUUAAACACCCAAAUAGUUGAAAGAAAAAAAAAUACUCCUAUUUGGUAGAACUGCAAGAAAAGAAGCCACCUAUCGGUAAAACUAUGUCAGUAUUAAGUUUAGAUGCAACCACAUCGAAAGGAAGAUGGUGUCCGUGCCAUAUCGGUGAGCUACCUGUCGAACUAUUGCUCAUGAUUGUAAGCCGUAUAUCUGCUCUUGAUUACAUCUAUGCCCGAGUUGUUUGUAAAUGUUGGCGUUCAGCUUUCGCUAAGUGCUUAGAGACAGAAGUAUCACAAAGCAAAUUUUGUAAAUGGCUCCCAUUUUUUCUGAUCUUGAAAGCUGGGCAUCAGGAAAGGCCUGCGGGACAGUUAUGUGCAGAAAAACCAAUUCUUUACACGACCGGCAAGUUCGGAGAUUUGUCAACAAAUCGUGUCUACACCACCGGUGCAGAAGAGCUUAAUGGAACUCGAGUCCUUCUAGCAAGAUAUGGAUGGCUACUCUUAUUUUCAUCUGAAGAGAAAUCUAAAUCGUUGUUCUUUUUUAAUCCAUUUUCUAGGGCUAGAAUUUCCCUACCCUAUUUAAAUGUGCAUGAAUUAGAUUGUUCUAUAUUUGACAUUUCAUUGUCGCCCACAUCACGGAACUGUAUGAUAUUUGCAAUAUGGCGUCACUCGAACAUGUUUAAGUUUGGUCUUUGUAACCACGAAGAUGAAUCAUGGACCAUAAAGCUUUACAGUUUGGAGUCUAAAAGUCACGUAGUCAAUACGGUUCUUGUGAAUGGAAUUUGGUAUUGCUUGCAUGAAAAUGGCGAUUUUAGCAGUUUCAAUUGUGUUACAAGGAGCAUGAUGUUCUUGGGUCAACCAGAUGGAAUGCCAGAUAUGUGGCACGAAACAUAUAAACAUGUAUCAUAUGUAAUUAGACGCGGGGAGCAAGUGUUUUUGCGAGUUCAUUGCUGCUUCCCUUAUGAGAUCGCAUUAAAAGAUCCGCUAGAAGCGUCAAUUGUUUCGGUUUUCACAGCCUACAAGGAAGAGGCAUUGUUUCGCUCUGAUGUGAAGGGAGCAAUGAUUCAAUUUCAGGAUGUGUUAGUGGCGGAUUCCUUCAGCAGUGAUGCAUGGUGCGGCAUGAGCAAUUCAGAUGGCAUUGUAACAUUUGGUUGGCACAACUUUAUUAGCAGUAUCAAGUUGAAUUCGCAUUCUCUUAGAUUACCCUGUUCACCCAUCUUAUGGUUUCACCCAACGUGGGUUGAUUCUUCUCACCACUUCACCUGGAAAUUGUGAAACUAUAGUCCUAUUCUAUAGUAUGCUAUCAAAUAAUAUU